Penicillium cinerascens is the source of this 2160-nucleotide messenger RNA. Its product is annotated as putative forkhead transcription factor Fkh1/2. The transcript has 3 exons. The record is from RefSeq and is a predicted model, not a curated record. Lineage: Eukaryota; Fungi; Ascomycota; Eurotiomycetes; Eurotiales; Aspergillaceae. The coding region runs from base 1 to 2160 and encodes 719 amino acids. Gene Ontology annotation, biological process: regulation of transcription by RNA polymerase II. Gene Ontology annotation, molecular function: DNA-binding transcription factor activity, RNA polymerase II-specific; protein binding; RNA polymerase II cis-regulatory region sequence-specific DNA binding.
AUGCCGUUGUCAAAUCGCCGUCGCGCGCGGCGCAAGGAAAUUCAACUGCAGGAAACGUCUGAUGCGGAAGCACCAGACUCGUCGCCCACUCGUCCCUCCGCAAAGAAGCGCAAGGUUGAUCGCCGCGCCUCCCCUUCACGAACUGGAGUCAAGCACGAGUCCGGCGACGAAGCCGAGGACUCGGCGGCGGACCAUGAUACUUCUACUCAUCAGGAUACCGUCGACUUGGUAAUCUCGUACCUAAAUAUGCCCCGCGAAGAAUUGCGCGUCACUCGCGACCACUCCAAUACCAAGACCGAGAACAAGCAAAGUAUCCAGGCCUACGCCAAGAUCGCCGGCCGCAACUGGACCUACUACGUCAAGACGCUGCAUGUCAAUAUCGGCCGCGAACCGGACCGCGAGCAGAGAUCCAAUGAACAAUCAAGUCCCGUUACAAUCGCUGCCCGUGCGCUCCCCGACGUGCAUGUCGAUUUGGGCCCAAGCAAGUUUGUUUCGCGUCUGCAUGCCGAGAUCUUUUAUGACGGCGAACAGACGCCUGCGUGGCAUAUCCGGGUUAACGGCCGCAACGGUGUCCGUUUGAACAAUGCGAUUCUGAAACGCGGUGUCGAUGCCAUUCUCUCUUGCGGCGAUAUCAUCGAGGUGGCCAACUGCCAGAUGAUGUUUGUGACGCCCGGUGACGACGCCAAUAUCCACCCGAGCUUUAUCGAGCGCGCUCAGCGUAUCGCCAGCGGCCAGGAACCCGACCCGGCUACUCAGGCCUGGGACGCUUCGCAACAUUCCCAUCCCAAGGCCUCGCAGAUGACCGAGUCGGCGAGACCCUCGUCCUCCGGUGGCCCUUCAUUAGCACCGCCGCCGCAGUUCCUCAAUCGCAAUGUCACGCCGCCCCCGCGCUCGCCUGAUACUGCUGGCCAGCGCACGGCUAAGCAGUCACCGCUUUACAACCGCGGUAUGAUGAUGGAGAGCACGGAAGAGAUCGAUUACAGCAAGGACGCGGCCAAGGACCUGAAGCCGCCUUACAGCUAUGCCACGCUCAUUGCGCAGGCUAUCUUCUCUAGUGAAGAAGAGAAGCUUACGCUGAACAGCAUCUACAAUUGGAUUAUGGAACGAUAUGCUUUCUACCGACACUCGCAGAGUGGCUGGCAGAACUCCAUCCGUCAUAACUUGUCUUUGAACAAGGCGUUCCAGAAAGUGCCCCGCAGGACGGAUGAGCCAGGAAAGGGAAUGAAGUGGCAAAUUGCAGCAGAGCACCGUGAGGAGUACCGCAAGAAGCAGAUGCGGAAGGGUGCCCAAUCUUCUGCUCCCUCUUCGCCUGCCACCAAGGAGCCGCCAUCGUCCGCUACGCGUGGAGCGCACCUUGCCUCAUUGGAUACUUCUUCAUUCUCAGCCACAGCCAAGAAAUCCCCGCCUGUCUCGUCUCCAGGGUUCAGUUCAUUCCCAGUGGCCCCUGUAGAGGCUUACACUCCGGAGCGUGGCUCGCGCAUUGGUCGGGGCAUGGGCUCGGAUCACCCAUUGCGACAUAUGAGCCCUCGAGACUACGAAGAGCCCUCUCCGCUACCAGCUCGCUCGCAUACCAACCAUGCUAGCUCUAGCCAAGCGCAGAACAGCACCAAUAACCUCAGCCGCGCAUACGGGCUCUCGGACAACGUGGCCGGCUCACCACCAGUGCUCUCGUCAUCGUACUAUGACGAAGGCCCUUCUUCAAUGAUCACACCGGCACCCCAGCGCCAACAACCCCGACUCCCGCCUCCCAGCACCGCGCAGAUCCCGUCCAAAUUUAUGCCAAUGAGCUCGCCGGCUCAGUUCUGGAAGUUUGCUGAUAUCGGAAGCACGCCAGCCCGCCAUGUCCCGGACAUGAGUCCGUUAAAGGGUGAGCCUGACGACCGUAUCAUUGGAGGAUUCCCCAGCAGCAGUCCACCGCCGCCCAACUUGGCUAGUCCUAGUAAACCCGGCACUUCAAAUGGUCUUGGCUCUAGCCGGACAUUACCGCCGUUGCAGUCGGAUGGCGGUGAGAAGGGGCCCAAUGCAGUGCGCAAGGAGGAGCAGAGAAUGGAAGACGAGGAAGACGAGAGCAACGCAGGCUUUGACCUGGCUCGUGGCUUCCAACCCAUCGGUUCCUACCAUCGACAGUUAAGCAAUGCUGCCCGAGCUACAGCCACUUAA